This is a messenger RNA of Siniperca chuatsi (mandarin fish), 3285 nucleotides long. It is a transcript of the gene vps11, whose product is annotated as VPS11 core subunit of CORVET and HOPS complexes. The record is from RefSeq and is a predicted model, not a curated record. Gene Ontology annotation, biological process: intracellular protein transport; endosome organization; vacuole organization. The coding region runs from base 42 to 2879 and encodes 945 amino acids. Gene Ontology annotation, cellular component: endosome; HOPS complex. The transcript has 16 exons. Gene Ontology annotation, molecular function: protein-macromolecule adaptor activity; protein binding. NCBI's taxonomy places the organism in Eukaryota, Metazoa, Chordata, Actinopteri, Centrarchiformes, Sinipercidae.
CAUGACAACGCCCUUAAUGCUAUUUUGCUAACGCUAACAAAAUGGCAGCGUUCUUACAGUGGAGAAAAUUUGUCUUCUUUGAUAAAGAUACGGUGAAGGACCCUGCGGAUAAUGGGAAAAACUUUGUUCUUCCAAGCGGAAUAUCGGCUUGUGACUCCGGCCGGGGCCAUAUUGUUCUAGGAGAUAUGGAUGGCAAGGUCUGGCUUUUGACACGCUCCCUGCAGUUGACAUUUUUUCAGGCCUACAAGUUGCGGGUAACACACCUCUACCAGCUGAAGCAGCACAGCAUCCUUGUAUCAGUGGGGCAGGAUGAACAUGGAAUAAACCCUCUAGUAAAGGUCUGGAACCUUGACAAGAGAGACAGUGGAAAUCCUCUCUGCACUAGGAUUUUCCCCGCAAUUCCUGGCAACAAACCGACUGAAGUGUCUUGCCUCAGUGUACAUGAGAACCUCAACUUCAUGGCCAUUGGCUUCACAGAUGGCAGUGUGGUUUUGACCAAAGGUGAUAUCACCAGAGAUCGUCACAGUAAAACUCUGACUCUGCACGAGGGAACCAGCCCAGUCACAGGCCUCGCUUUCCGCCAAGUGGCAAAGGUCACACAUCUGUUUGUUGCCACUCUGGAGAAAGUCCAUUGCUACACCCUGUCCAUCAAGGAGUAUCCUAAAGUAGAGCUUGAUACACACGGCUGUGCACUGCGCUGCUCCUCCCUGGCAGAUCCCUCCCAGGAUUCCCAGUUCAUUGUGGCUGGCGAUGAAUGCGUGUACCUGUAUCAGCCUGAUGAACGAGGGCCCUGCUUUGCCUUCGAUGGACAAAAGCUGUUGGCCCACUGGCAUCGUGGAUAUCUGUUUUUACUCAUCAGGGACGCCAAGUCACCCAACAAGACAGAGUUUGGUAGCAGGGAGAGCUCUCCAUCAGACAAACAGCUUCUGACCAUCUAUGACCUGGACAACAAGUUCAUCGCCUACAGUGCCUCUUUUGAUGAUGUCAUUGAUGUGGUGGCAGAGUGGGGCUCCUUCUACAUCCUGACCAGAGAUGGAAAAAUGUUUGUUCUUCAGGAGAAAGACACGCAGACCAAACUGGAGAUGCUGUUUAAAAAGAACCUGUUUGUGAUGGCCAUAAACCUGGCUAAGAGCCAGCAUCUGGACAGUGAUGGACUGUCGGAGAUCUUCAGACAGUACGGUGAUCACCUUUACCUUAAGGGAGACCAUGACGGUGCCAUCCAGCAGUAUAUUCGCACCAUUGGGAAACUGGAGCCAUCGUACGUCAUCAGGAAAUUCCUGGAUGCGCAGAGGAUCCACAACCUGACGGCAUAUCUGCAAGCCCUGCACAGGCAGUCGCUGGCCAACGCAGACCACACCACACUGCUGCUGAACUGUUACACCAAGCUGAAGGACAGCUCCAAGCUGGAAGAGUUCAUUAAGGUCACCAAUGGCUGCCAUAUUAUAACACCGUUGUCCUCCCGCACUGUACCUCAACAGAGCAGUGAAAGUGAGGUCCACUUUGAUGUUGAGAUUGCCAUCAAGGUUCUUCGGCAGGCCAGCUACCACAGCCACGCUGUUUUCUUAGCUGAGAAACACAUGCACCACGAAUGGUACCUGAAGAUCCAGCUGGAAGACCUCAAGAACUAUCAGGAAGGGCUGCGUUACAUUGGACGGCUGCCUUUCGAACAAGCUGAGAGCAACAUGAAGCGUUACGGCAAGACACUGAUGCACCAUGUCCCUGAAGGUACCACGCUGCUCCUGAAGGGCCUAUGCACCAACUACCAACCAAGCGGAGACGCUGCUGAAAAAGACAGCCUGGAUAGGGGUUGGGUCAACAAGGCCAACUCCGAGGAAUUCAUCCCAAUUUUUGCCAACAACCCUCGGGAGCUGAAAGCCUUCCUGGAGCACAUGAUCGAGGUGGACCCAUGUUCUCCCCAGGGUGUAUAUGACACACUGCUGGAGCUCCGGCUGCAAGACUGGGCACACGAACAGGACCCUGAAAGAAAAAAGGUCCUGCAGGGGGAAGCUGUGUCGCUGUUGAGGAGUGACAACACUGUGUUUGAUAAGGCCCUGGUCCUCUGCCAGAUGCACAACUUCAAAGAAGGUGUCCUCUACCUUUAUGAGAAGGGCAAACUGUACCAGCAGAUAAUGCACUACCACAUGCAGAAUGAGGAGUACGGAAAGGUGGUAGAGGCCUGCAAGCGCUAUGGGGACCAAGAGGGCUGCCUUUGGGAGCAGGCGCUGGGAUACUUUGCCAGAAAAGAAGAGGACUGCAAGGCCUACAUCAGUGAGGUCCUACAUCACAUUGACCAAAACAACCUGAUGCCUCCAUUACUUGUGGUGCAGACACUGGCACACAACUCGACGGCCACUCUCUCCGUCAUCAAGGACUACCUCAUCAACAAGCUGCAGAGGGAGAGCCAACAGAUAGAGGACGAUGAACGCAAAAUCCACCAGUACCGCGAGGAAACUGCUUACCUCCGCUCCGAGAUCCAGGAACUCAAAACGAGUGCCAAGAUAUUCCAGAAGACCAAAUGUAACAUGUGCAACAGCCCUUUGGAGCUGCCGUCUGUUCAUUUCCUGUGCAGCCACUCCUUCCACCAACACUGCUUCGAAAGCUACGCUGAGAGUGAGGCUGAGUGCCCAACCUGCACUCCAGAGAACCGCAAAGUCAUGGACAUGCUGCGGGCCCAGGACCAGAAACGGGACCUGCAUGACCACUUCAACAGACAGCUACGCAGCUCUAAUGAUGGUUUCUCUGUCGUGGCUGACUAUUUUGGCCGAGGAGUGUUUAACAAACUGACUCUGGUCACCGACCCGCCUGGCAGCAAAACUGUUGGCAGUCUAGAAGUCAACCUGCAGAGAGACCUUCUCAUCCACACCAAGAGAAACUGCUAGAAACUUCAGCUUGCGAUUAUGGUCUGAAUCCUACCUGAGCAGGCACUUUGUGUCCAGCUUCAAGCGUCAGCUUGCUUUGCUGCAUGGGAUGUCACUUGAUUUAGCAGCCAAUGCAGCUGCCUGCUUCUAGUACCUGUGAUGGGCCUAUUUGCAUAAUUGUGUUCCAAGUCUGAGUCAUGAUUCACUGGGGACUGUAUAAAUGUACUUUAUGUAGUUUAAAACAUGUAAUAUUGUGUCUUAAAACCUUGCUGAAUCAUACCGUGGACAAUUUCGUUUUGGUGUGUUUGCUUGUACUCAUUCUGUAAUCUUGCACGUAUUAAAAACUGUCUGUCAUUAAUGAAAUUAUUUUAUGUCUGUUCCUCAAAUUAGAGGAUUAAAAUAGUGAAUAAAGUCAUUAUUAAGUGCA